AUGAGCGCUCCGCCACCUUCCGCGUCCGCACCUCUGCCACCGUGCUACCGCGCCAAGCCCCUCCGCGUCAGCUGUGUCCAGUUCGACGUCAAGCUAGGUCGCGUCGAAGAGAAUGCCGCCAAAGUCGAGGCCAUGACGGCGCGCUUGGCGCCUGGUUCCGUCGACCUCCUCGUCCUUCCCGAGAUGGCGCUGAGUGGUUACAUGUUCGCGUCGCCUGCCGCCAUUGCACCAUACCUCGAGGCUCCCAAGACUGGCCCGACUGCACGCCUCGCAACCGCCCUCGCCGCCCGCCUCCACUGUUACGUUGUGGCGGGGUAUCCUGAGGUUAUCCCCGGAGCCAAGAUCACCAAGGAGGUUGAGGCCGAGGCCCUCGGCGUAGGGUACAACUCGGCUGUUCUGGCUGGGCCCGAGGGCGUGAUUGGCAACUAUCGCAAGACGUUCCGCUUCGAGACGGACAAGACGUGGGCACGUGAGGGCGAUGGAUUCGCCUUCUUCGACCUUCCCGAGCCCCUCGGCCGUGUCGGCUUGGGAAUCUGCAUGGACCUGAACCCGCGCGACUUCAUAGCCCCAUGGAACGCCUUCGAGCUAGCCACGUUUGCAGUCGACAAUGGCGUUGACGUUCUCGUCGUCCCGAUGAACUGGCUUGACCCCGCGGAGCAGGACCACGAUUCGGACUCGGACGAGGAUGAUGGCCUCGCAGUUCCCCCUCGCGACCCUAAUGCGCCUUCCGAGUCUAACCUCAACUACUGGGCAGCCCGCCUUGCUCCGCUGCACGACCCCACCCCGCGUUACUCGGAGGGUGGGGCGGUUGAGCCCGCCGCUGGCAAGGAUGUCGUGUUCGUCGCGGCCAACCGUGUCGGCAAGGAGGAAGGAACAACGUUUGUCGGCACGAGCUGCGUCAUGUCGAUCAGUAGUGUGCCGAGCCGCAUCGAACUGGUCGAAGUGUGCAACAGGACCGAGGAGCGUGUUCUCGUAGCAGAGAUUGUUUAG
Molecule: messenger RNA, 990 nt
Organism: Cutaneotrichosporon cavernicola
Lineage: Eukaryota; Fungi; Basidiomycota; Tremellomycetes; Trichosporonales; Trichosporonaceae
Exons: 4
Coding region: 1-990 (329 amino acids)
Biological process (GO): protein modification process; protein catabolic process
Molecular function (GO): protein-N-terminal asparagine amidohydrolase activity; protein-N-terminal glutamine amidohydrolase activity
Source: RefSeq, a predicted model, not a curated record